Xyrauchen texanus (razorback sucker) is the source of this 2290-nucleotide messenger RNA. Its product is annotated as dehydrogenase/reductase SDR family member 7C-A-like. The record is from RefSeq and is a predicted model, not a curated record. The transcript is spliced from 7 exons. Gene Ontology annotation, cellular component: sarcoplasmic reticulum membrane. The coding region runs from base 155 to 1105 and encodes 316 amino acids. Gene Ontology annotation, biological process: regulation of release of sequestered calcium ion into cytosol by sarcoplasmic reticulum. Lineage: Eukaryota; Metazoa; Chordata; Actinopteri; Cypriniformes; Catostomidae. Gene Ontology annotation, molecular function: all-trans-retinol dehydrogenase (NAD+) activity.
UGCUAUUUAAAGAUCACUGAUCCUCACAAGUUGCCCCGGCUGCCACUGGCAGUGGGACCGAGUUUAAAUGAACAAGGACGAAGACAUGGUUCAAUCUGCUUAGCUAACUGGAAAAAAAAGAAGAUAUUUCCACUGAAGGCUGGCUUAACUGUUUAUGUACACUAAGAUGGGUCUCCCAUCUGUCAUGGUCCUGCCCCUGCUGAUAGUGGUUUUUGCUGGAGUUUACUAUGUUUACAAUAAAGUCAUGCGGUUCAUGUCUAAGUCCAUGGUGCUGAACAAAGUGGUGGUGAUCACAGACGCCAUAUCCGGGAUGGGAAGUGAGUGUGCCAGACUGUUUCAUGAAGGUGGUGCGAGGCUGGUUUUGUGCGGGCCAAGUUGGGACAAGCUUGAAUCUCUGCAUGACUCGCUGUGCAGUGGAUCAGACCCCAGUAAAACUUUCACACCCAAGCUGGUGCUGCUGGACUUCAGCGAUAUGGAGAACAUUUCAGAUGUGAUCACAGAGAUUGCAGAGUGCUACGGCUGUGUGGAUGUUCUGAUAUGCAAUAGCAGCAUGAAGGUCAAAGCCCCAGUUCAGAAUCACUCCCUGGAGAUGGACAAAACUGUCAUGGAUGUCAACUAUUUUGGACCUAUUACGUUGGCCAAAGGUGUCCUGCCAUUAAUGAUCACUAGAAGGACAGGGCAAUUUGUAUUGGCCAACAGCAUCCAAGGGACACUUGCUCUCCCAUUCCGUACCUCUUAUGCCGCCUCCAAGCAUGCAGUCCAGGCUUUCUUCGACUGUCUGAGAGCAGAGGUGGAGGAGUAUGGGAUCUCUGUCAGUACAGUCAGCCACACCUUCAUUAACUCACAGAACACCACUCCCUCCAAAACCCCACCCACCAAUCCCCUCUGGGCAUACAUCUCUUGCAUGCUGAACUCUCAUGGGGUGAGUCCCAAUGACCUGGCCCGUGAGAUUGUGAGAACGGUGAACAGGCACAGACGAGAAGUGCUUCUUGCCCACCCCAUCCCCUGGAUCGCCCUGUACAUCCGGUCUCUUCUCCCCAGCUUCUUCUUUGCUGUGGUGGCUGCUGGGGUGAAGGAUGGAGCCAUGGCUGAGCAGCUGAAAUAGAUGAACUGCAGAAAGAGGAAUGAAUUAAUAGAAUUAAGGAAUGACCUGAGGCCUUGUUGUUUUAUUUCAUGAGCUUUGAACUCCUUUCUGGUCUAGCAUUACACAGUAGGGGGGAUCUUCUGAUGUAAAAAUACAUGAAAACGUCUUAUAUUUUGAUCUGGUUAGAAAUAGGAUGCUUUUAUUUAUCUUGGAAUUUAUUGUGACUGAGUUGGCUGAUGAGACCAAAUUAUUUGAUUAAAUCACAUCAAAUAAUCUUUAGUCAUUCUACACAUUUACACAAUAAAGCUUGUGACUCGACUUCUUUGAAAUGUUGUUUUAUCAGAUCAAGAUGCUUUCAUACACAAUAUUGACAUUAUAUCAAUGGUAUGCUAUAGAUAGAUAAUAGAAACAAAUGUGAGAACCUUAUUUUAGGAUGCCAUCAUGCUUGAUAUAAGUUUUAAAGGGAUAGUUAAUCCAAAUAUAAAACAUUUUGUCCAAAAGUGUUGUUCCGAACCUGACUUUCUGACUUUCUUUCUAUCGUUGAAGACAAAACGAGAUGACUAUAUUAGCCCUAGUCACCAUUCACUUUCAUUGUAUCUCUUUACAAUGCUCCAGUCCGCCAUCCUAACGUUCUACUACAUGGCAUGUUUUUUGCAGAUGAACUAUCCUUUUAAUGUAAUACAAUCUAAAAAUUGUAUAAUAUAAAAUCCUUCUUUUCUCUUUAUUUCUCCAGCGCAUGGUUUUGCAAGGAAAUAAUGUGCCAUUUUGUUUCAUUCACAAGCCAUAAAGAGCCAUAUAGACGUUAUUUCCCAGACGUCUUCUCAAUUGCUGAUUUAAGGCCAGUUUGUUCAUUUAGUGCAGACGCGGCUCACUAUCAGCACCUAGGGGCCACAUCUGAUAUGUAUAGUGUACUACUUCUCAACAGCACUAUUGUACCUGUAGAUGGCACUAACCACAAGCCUAAGACACAUACUGGUACCGGAAACCUGGUGGACGUAAAUAAAAAUACAUAUAAUUUCACUGCAAAGAUGUGAUGCUUGAUGAAACAUCCUGUAAUUUAUGGAGCCAUUUCUCAAUAAUGAAGUAGGCAUCAAUAAAACAUUCAAGCUUUAAUAUUAAAAAGUUAUUGUAAUAGAAACACACUGCUGAUUCAUUUUAUAUCACAUGGCACUAUAAAUGUGUAGAUAAAUAAAGACAUGCUGCUGU